This is a messenger RNA of Botrytis sinoallii, 717 nucleotides long. RefSeq lists its product as uncharacterized. Bases 1 to 717 code for a protein of 238 amino acids. Gene Ontology annotation, molecular function: nucleic acid binding. NCBI's taxonomy places the organism in Eukaryota, Fungi, Ascomycota, Leotiomycetes, Helotiales, Sclerotiniaceae. The transcript has a single exon. The record is from RefSeq and is a predicted model, not a curated record.
AUGUCAGACGAAGAUACUUAUGAAAUUCCAUUGCAAGAUCAGAGAGCUUUCGGAGCUGGUAUCAAGAGGAAACGCGUCAAGUUCGUUCCAUCAACUUCGUCAUCCACAAUACAGCCUACGCCAUCUACAAGCUCUGCAAAGAGUAUCAGCGAUUCAUAUCUCAAACUGGUUCUUCCACAAGACUCCUCGAUACCUGAGAGCACUUCAAGGGAAAGCACUAUAUCUAUAAGGAAUUUGGAAGUAUGUGAAGUCUGUAAGCUGCCUCUAUCCACAGAUCUCGAGUCGAUUAUCAAUAAGGAUGAGGCUGGUUCACCAGACCCAUCAAAUCCGAUGUCUCCUACCAAAUCACGACCUCACGAAGCUUCUUUGGCACAUCAAGUAUGUCUGAACCAUUCACAUCCCCCUUCACAUGUCGAUCGAAGUAGAAAAGGCCUUACGUAUCUCUCAUCGUAUGGUUGGGAUCCUGAUUCUCGCCUUGGACUUGGCGCAUCUGGUCAAGGUAUCCAGUUCCCAAUCAAAACCAAACCAAAAGAUGAUAAACUUGGUAUUGGUGUAGUGAUGCCAAAGAAGGGGGAGAUCAGGAAGAAAGAGAAGCCACAGAAGCUUGAUGCUGGAAAGGUCAGGAAAUUGCACGAAAAGGAUAGGAGAAAGGGGGAGAAGUUGAGGGAAAUGUUUUAUAGGAAUGACGAUGUGGAACGAUACCUGGGAGGUGGAUAA